UCCGUCUUUACUAGGGUUUUAUUUCACCUAAACACUUUCCUGUAUUCAUUGUUCUCCCAUUUAUUUUAGGGUUAGGGUUUAAGCUUUUUUUAUUCUUUUUCAUUUCAUUCCACUUUCUCUUUCUAUCUCAUUUCUUGAUUUCCAUCAAUGGCGACAACUCCUACAACUGCAACUCCAAUUCCAAAGAGAAAGCCAGUGUUCAUCAAAGUUGACCAGCUAAAGCCCGGUACUACUGGCCAUACAUUGACUGUCAAAGUUGUGAGCUCCAAAACUGUGUUAAACAAAGGAAGAUCCGCUCCUUCUGCUUCUCUUAAUCCUCGUCCAACUCGCAUCGCUGAAUGCGUUGUUGGUGAUGAAACCGGCGUUAUCAUCUUCACCGCUCGUAACGAACAAAUUGACCUCAUGCAGCCUGAUGCUACAGUAAUCUUGCGUAAUGCAAAAAUUGAUAUGUUCAAGGGUUCUAUGCGGCUUGCAGUUGACAAAUGGGGACGUGUUGAGGUCACCGAUCCUGCUAGCUUCCAGGUCAAGGAAGCUAACAAUCUCUCCAACGUGGAAUAUGAGUUGGUGAAUAUUGCUGAAGAAAAUUAGAAGUUGUUAGGUCAAUAGCUUGAAGUGGAUUUCUUAAUAUCUUUUUUGGUUUGUGAAUUUUUAUUGUUAUUGCUUUGCAACUUUCAUGAGUUUCACAAAAUCAUCAUUGAAGAAGCAUUGCCUCUGUAUUCAUAUAUAAUGCCUUUUUUUUUGGCUGUGGUCUAAAAUUUAACCCGUUUGAUUUUCUCAUGGCCAAUGUGUGGUUAAGGCAGCUGUUAACCAUAUUGCCUUGUAAAUAUUUGAUGUAACCAAAUGUCCAUUCUUAGAAGAGAAAUGUGGGGGGUGGGAUUUGUAUCAGUGAUUUCAUUGUUUC
Molecule: messenger RNA, 901 nt
Organism: Chenopodium quinoa (quinoa)
Lineage: Eukaryota; Viridiplantae; Streptophyta; Magnoliopsida; Caryophyllales; Amaranthaceae
Exons: 2
Coding region: 148-588 (146 amino acids)
Source: RefSeq, a predicted model, not a curated record